Giardia duodenalis is the source of this 1599-nucleotide messenger RNA. RefSeq lists its product as uncharacterized. Lineage: Eukaryota; Fornicata; Diplomonadida; Hexamitidae. The transcript has a single exon. The record is from RefSeq and is a predicted model, not a curated record. Bases 1 to 1599 code for a protein of 532 amino acids.
AUGCGUGACAAUCCUGGUUUACAGAGUGCUUCUUCAAAAAGAGGUAAAAGAAAGGCCAGCCCAGUAUCCAAACUACCAAGCCCAAACCCAAACGCACCCACCAAACAUCGAUCUAAACGGCCCGGAUUCUUGUCCAAGCAAAUAGCAGGAACUUACGUCCCACAACAAGAAGAGAUGGCUCUUUUUAAUACGCAUAUGUACAGCACGCAGACAGAUACCAUCACCGAUCCCCACUCCAACAGCACGGCACUAACAGCAGCAUCAACGGCCACUGCCAAAACAGAAAAAAGAGGGCUAUCAAGCACCACUCACAAGAGUCUAGAGAGCGUCACCAGCAUUAUUAGCUCCACUAGCGAGUCCAGUGAAUAUAGCGCUGCUGAUUCUAACGUUGACUGCAAGAAUGAAGGCAACGUUUCGCUGGACAACUUGCCGCCUUUCAGAAGCAUGUAUUGUCGAUGGCAAUAUUUCUACGAUCAGCGUCUAAGAGAAAUAGCAAAAAGGUACACUGUUCUGCCAGAGAAUCACUCAAUUUUCAAUGAGUUGAUCAUGAACUGCAAGCUAGAGUACUCGAAAUCGUGGAGAGGCCAGAUCGCUGCAUAUGUUUCACUUCUCUACCUCGUCGGGUUUGUCAUACUUACAGUUAUCUGUUGGUUAAUGGGCUUCUAUCUCUAUCGUAGGUUCAUCAAGAGUUUUGAAGCAUGCACCAUGCUUCCCAACUCCGACUAUGUGUUUGACGCCGGCAAGCUUCUUAGCAUUAAAAAGCUCCCAAGCCCAGAAUACAUCUCCAUAGUUUAUGGUAAGUUUACCGGCUUAGGGUCUGUCGAUGUAUACCACUGUAUCCAGCGCCCUGGGCCAAUAACGAACCUUGAUGGGACCACGGAGCAUCGUUCACUCUCCUAUCUACUAUCAUUUUCCUCCACAGCGACCUCGGUGAACUUUUCCCUUGCAGGCAACGGGAUGCCUGCCUCUGUCAAUCUUUACGCAAACGCAUUGGUAAGCAGACACUUCCCCUUUUCAGAAAAGAUUUGCAUUCUCCGCACAAACAACUUCGAGGAGCCUAUAACUGAUGAUAGCACGCCAGUCCUUCCAAUGAAAUUUGAGACGUGCCUCACGCUGCAGUACAUAUUAGAAAAUAGAACGACCGUCGAUCUUCGUCCAAUCUUCUAUUGUGACAACACCAUGGGCUGUAAUUACAAGAUCUAUCUACAAACGACUCACAAGUACAGGGACGUGCUCCUAGACCUGUAUAUAGCUUUGGAUUUUGCAGAUCUUAACACACGAGAUUGCAAGUAUAUAGGCCUUACAUCUACUGACGGCAUUUUGCCAAAGCCCGACAACUAUCUACUCAUAAAGCGUCGCAACGGCUCCAACCUUGUCCGCGAUACCAUAGCUGUUACGUUUCAUUACAGUAACAAGACAUUUAUCAUAGCGAUGAUUGUGCUUCUGCUUGUAGCAAUAGCUGUCCUGGUCCUGUUUGUUUACACCUUGCAAAUAGCGCAACAGCGCUUUUAUAUGCGCACAAUCAACAGGGUCCUAAACGAGUACAUAACUGAUAAGAGGUUCAGAAAGGAGGUUAUGGAGGCAAAGUCGAGGCUGUAG